AGAAGUGCAUUCAAUGAACUCUUCACGCCGGCUCUGCAACCGCUCCUCCAGACGAUCAAGCAGCACUUGUUUAAUCGGGAUUAUACGGCGGCUUUUGGAGAUAAGAGAAAUCUUGAGGGGUAUGCUGUUCGGUGGAGCCCUAGUCGGGCGCUUUGUUAUAGAGAGGUAUUUACGAGGAUGUGUGGUGAGGUUGCGAGGGUUUUUGAUUUACGGAAGGGGUGGGAGGGAGAGAAGGAUGGGGAGGGGAGUAGGAAAGAGGUUGUGUGUAUUGGUGGGGGGGCGGGGGCAGAGGUUGUGGCAGUGGCAGCGGCUGUAAGGUGGUUUUUGGGGGUGAAUGAGGGGGAAGAUGGGGAAGAGAGUGGGGAGAAUGGAGAGGGUGGGGAGAAGAAGAGGGAAUUGCAUCUCACAGCGAUAGACAUCGCAGAUUGGACAUCCGUUAUCGACACUCUUCACACAGGCUUGACAUCCCCCUCCCCAACUUUCAUAUCCCCAUCGAGCUACUCCGUCACCUUCCACCGCCACGACAUCCUCUCAACCCCUUCACCCCCACCCACACUUCUCCCACCAAACACAUCACUAAUAACCCUCCUCUUCACAACAAACGAACUCUACACCCAAUCCCGCGGAGACACAACCCGCUUCCUACUGUCCCUAUCCGCUUUGACACGAGUUGGCUGCCUGCUACUAGUCCUGGAAAGCGCAGGCUCAUACUCCACAGUCGAAAUAAACGGAAAGGCAUUCCCAAUGGGGAUGCUUCUGGACCACACCCUGAGCGAAAACUGGGAGAUUGUUUUCAAAGACGAGAGCCGGUGGCACAGAUUACCGGAGGGAUUGAAGUACCCAAUCGACCUGGAGAACAUGCGGUAUUUCGUCAGAGUUUACCGGAGGGUG
Molecule: messenger RNA, 891 nt
Organism: Tuber aestivum (summer truffle)
Lineage: Eukaryota; Fungi; Ascomycota; Pezizomycetes; Pezizales; Tuberaceae
Source: the annotation of a GenBank genome assembly